AUGGAAAAUGACAUCUUCGAGAAAAGCAAAAAUGAGUUAGAGAGAAUAUACCUAAGCAAACAUGUAGUGGUACAUCCGAUAGUCCUCCUCUCCGUUGUGGACCAUUACAACCGUAUAGCAAGUAACACAAAAAAGAGAGUACUGGGUACAAUCCUGGGAGAACGAAUUGACGGGGUUGUACACCUCACAAAUAGCUAUGCCUUGCCAUUUGAAGAGGACAUUAAAGAUAUUAACAUUUUCUUUGUGGAUGACAAUUAUAAUGAAAAUUUAUUUAACAUGAUACGAAAAAUUAACACUAGAGAAAAAAUCGUUGGAUGGUACACCACGGGGUCUAACAUUAAACCGAAUGACAUUUUUAUUAAUGAAAUUUUUUACAAGUACCACCAUGCCCCCAUCUUCCUCCUGGUAAAUGUACACACGGAUCAAAGCAUUUUUCCUGUGAAUGCUUACGUCGCUAUUGAGAAGGCCAUAUCUGAUAACAAGUUCAGGAAGACCUUCAUCCACAUCCCCGUGACGAUAGGAGCGUUCGAGGCCGAGGACGUUGGAGUGGAGUUUCUGCUGAAAGAACUGAAGAGCGUGUCCACAUCGACCCUGGCGACCAAAGUGGGCGACAAGCUCUCCUCGCUAAAAAGCCUCAUUUACAAGCUACACGAAAUCUCAGCAUACCUAAAUGACAUCCUCAAUGGAAACAUUGAAAUGAAUAUUAAAAUUUUGUACAACCUUCAAAACGUAUUUAGUCUCCUGCCAGAUACAGAAAACCCGGAACUGUUAGAAGCCUUUAUGGUCAAAAAUAACGACAUCAUGUUGAAUGUCUUCAUUGGUAGCAUUACCAGGUCGGUCAUUGCUCUACACAAUUUAAUUAAUAACAAAAUUGAAAAUAAAAUAAACGCCGAGAAGAAGAAGCAGCUCGAUGUGUCCAAGGACGCAGAGGACGACAAGGAAAAGGACAAAGAUAUUGACAAAGACAAGGACAAAGCGAAAAAAAAAAUGUAG
Molecule: messenger RNA, 993 nt
Organism: Plasmodium fragile
Lineage: Eukaryota; Apicomplexa; Aconoidasida; Haemosporida; Plasmodiidae
Exons: 2
Coding region: 1-993 (330 amino acids)
Biological process (GO): proteasome-mediated ubiquitin-dependent protein catabolic process
Cellular component (GO): proteasome complex; proteasome regulatory particle
Molecular function (GO): metallopeptidase activity; protein binding
Source: RefSeq, a predicted model, not a curated record